This is a messenger RNA of Ipomoea triloba (trilobed morning glory), 2187 nucleotides long. RefSeq lists its product as uncharacterized. Lineage: Eukaryota; Viridiplantae; Streptophyta; Magnoliopsida; Solanales; Convolvulaceae. The coding region runs from base 136 to 1818 and encodes 560 amino acids. The transcript is spliced from 7 exons. Gene Ontology annotation, molecular function: GTPase activity; GTP binding. The record is from RefSeq and is a predicted model, not a curated record.
UUAUCCGUUCUUCGCUCCCUUCCUUCUUAGUGCUUCUCAGUUCUCUAUCGUAUUCCACCGAUCCAGAUCUGAUCGCCCUCCAAACGCUGAGAAGAAAAGUUUGAAACGCAGAGAUUUUAACCGAAACACAACGUAAUGGCGGUGGUAUCGCCUAUGGCCAAGUACAAGCUGGUGAUAGUCGGCGAUCAAUCGGUCGGCAAAACCAGCAUUAUCACUCGCUUCAUGUUCGACAAAUUCGAUACUACCUAUGAGGCUACCAUUGGAAUUGAUUUUUUAAGUAAGACAAUGUAUCUUGGAAAUCGACCAGUUCGCUUGCAACUCUGGGAUACUGCUGGUCAGGAGAGGUUUAGAAGUUGUAUCCCUAGUUACAUAAGAGAUUUUUCUAUUGCAGUGAUAGUAUAUGACGUUACAAACCGUCAAUCAUUUUUGAACACUUCAAAGUGGAUUGAGGAAGUACAGGCUGAAAGAGGAAAUGAUGUCAUUAUUGUUCUUGUUGGGAACAAAAUUGAUCUUGUUGAUAAAAGGCAAGUUUCAAUAAAAGAAGGUGGUGCCAAGGCUCGUGAGUUCAGUUUCAUGUUUAUAGAAACUAGUGCUAAAGAUAGAUUUAAUAUCGAGUCCCUCAUGGCUCAAGUCGUGCUUCGCAUUCAAGUCAUCAAACUAGAAUCUACCUUGGAGGCAGAGCGGAAGAAUGUGGAGCGGCAGAUGUUAGAGGUGGGGACUUCCUGCCAGGAGGCCUUAAACAAAUACAAGGGGUCGGCUAUUUUUCGGGAGGAUGUUAUGGCAGAGGCUCGUUGUCAUCUACAGGAGUUGGCUAUGGAGUGGCUGGGCACAUCAGUUGGGAAACAAUACCUGGUCAACUCUAGAAAUAAGGACUAUCACUCGAGUGCACAAGAUAUGCAGAAGAGAAUUUAUGCGGUGUUUCUAGCCCGAGAUCCUACUUUUGUGCCCGAGGAGCAAGGUUUUCCCGGAUGGCUGGCUGAUUAUGAGCCCCAAGUCGCCGUUCCUACUACCCCCGCUAAUCACCAGGGGGUCGAGGACACUGAAAGCAUUGGCGAUAGUUCAAAGAUCCUGAUGGACCCUGCAUAUUUGGACUCGGCUAACCUUACAGUUUUGGCAGUGAUGGAUCAUACUCCAGUUCCCCCGUUACCCGACACCGAACGUCAGACUAUUACGGACCUAAAGGAAGAAGAUGAUCAAUCAAGCGCCUUGCAACUUAAUCACACCCACCGCGAUGCAACCGACUUCUUUUCACCUACUGGGCCAUCGAAGAAUGGAGUGACCAGAGUCCCUCAGUCUCUUAUAACCCAGGCUGAGUUCUGCAAACAAGUCAAGCUUCUCUUGGGCAGAGUUAAAGCCAUCCAGUGGGACCCCACCUACCAUGCCAAGCAGAUGGAGGACCUGAACCUUCAGAUCGACCAAUUGAAAUCUACCUUAGAGGCAGAGCGAAAGAAUGUUGAGCGGCUGAUGCUAGAGGUGGCUACUUCUCGCCAGGCGGCCUUGGACGAGUAUAAGGGGUUGGCCAUUUUCCAGGAAGAUGUUGUGGUAGAGGCUCGUCGACAUCUGCCGGAGUUAGCCAUGGAGUGGCUAGGCACGUCGAUUGGGGAGCAGUACCUCGUUGACUCCUCAAAGAAGAACUACCACUCAGGUGCACAGGAUAUGCAGAAGGAAAUUUAUGCAGUGCUUCUAGCCCAAGAUCUUACUUUUGUGCCUGAGGAAGAAGGCUUUCCCGGAUGGCUGGUUGACUAUGAGUCUUGGGUCACUGUUCCUGCUACCCUCGCUAAUCACCAGGGGGCCAAGGACACUGAAAGAGUCACCUAAAAGGUGCAAAUGGAAAUUUAAAGAUCUCAUAAGACAUAUCUGGACUCGACUACUAACAUCGAGCGUCAGACUAUUAUGGACCUGGAGGAAGAAGAGGAUCAGUUCUUUGCAACUUAAUCGCACCCAUUGUGGGGCAAACAAAUCCGUCCAACCCACUGGGCCAUCAGAUAGUGGAGCGACCGGAGCCCCUCAAUCUAGGGCUUAAUUGUGUUCGAUCAGAACUGUUUUGUUUUGUUUUUUUUUUUUUAAAUAAAAAUUGCCCCCCCCCCUCCCCCCUCCAAUUGUAAUAGAAAUAGGGUCUUUUGAAAAUUUUAAUGAAAGUGAAAAUGAUCGGGGCUUAAUUGUGUCCGAUCCAUCGUGGUUCGCUCA